UGUGUGUGUAUAGAGCCGACCCCCGUUGUUGGUUUUGCUAGUUGUUCAUUCAGUUGGCGUACGCGUGCGCCCACCUCCAAUCCGAUCCGAUUCUCCCGAUUCAAAUACAGAUUCAGAUUCCGAUCCGAUCGUACCGGAAUUGUCAACAAUAAGACGGCAUCAUCGAUUCGUUUUUCUAAGCUGGACUAUGAUUGUGUGCGGGUAGCCGCAGCAGCCUGUUUGUGUCAGUGUGCGUGCGCUUAAUUCGCGAGUGUGUGUUUGUGUCUAGCCUGGCGCUAUUGUCGUUGUUUUGGGGGAAGAAAAAGACAGUUAAUGCCCUAGCAAUAACAAAAACAACGCGAGAGAGAGACAUUGUCGCCGCGCAGUCGCCUCCGCUGCCACCGUCGACGUCGCAGCCGCAGCGCGCAGUCGUCGAUCCGCUCGCUAGUUGUUGCUGUUUAGUGUUCGCUGUGGAGAGUUGUUUUGAUCUGUUCCGAUUCCUAUUUCGUUUUUGAUAUAGAUCACAAUAUAUAUAGUUUGUUAUACAAAGUGCAAAAAGUCAAGCAAAUGCUGUGUGCCUGCAAUUGUUGUUUGUUGUAAUCGCACUCGCACCAGUGUACACAUAUACAAGCACGGAAAAGAGCGCAUUCCAAUCCCUGCACACACAGACACACCAUGGAAAUUUGGCGCUCGCUUACAGUGGGCACCAUCGUGCUGCUGGGAAUCAUCUGCUUCUACGGCACAGUCGAGUCCUGCAACGAGGUCGUCUGUGCCUCCAUCGUCUCCAAGUGCAUGCUCACCCAGAGCUGCAAAUGUGAGCUAAAGAACUGUUCCUGCUGCAAGGAGUGCCUUAAGUGUCUGGGAAAGAACUACGAGGAGUGCUGCAGUUGUGUGGAACUUUGCCCGAAACCCAAUGAUACCCGCAACUCGCUGUCUAAAAAGUCACACGUGGAGGACUUCGAUGGAGUGCCAGAGUUAUUCAACGCCGUAGCCACCCCGGAUGAGGGCGACAGCUUCGGCUACAACUGGAACGUGUUCACAUUUCAAGUGGAUUUCGACAAGUACUUGAAAGGUCCUAAGCUGGAAAAGGACGGUCAUUACUUCUUGAGAACCAACGAUAAAAACCUGGACGAAGCUAUCCAGGAGCGGGAUAAUAUAGUGACCGUCAACUGCACGGUUAUAUAUCUGGAUCAGUGUGUGUCGUGGAACAAGUGCCGCACCAGCUGUCAAACGACAGGCGCCAGCAGUACGAGAUGGUUCCACGAUGGCUGUUGCGAGUGCGUGGGCUCCACGUGCAUUAACUACGGCGUUAACGAGAGUCGCUGUCGAAAGUGCCCGGAGUCAAAGGGCGAGAUAGGUGACGAGCUGGACGACGCUAUGGAGGAGGAGAUGCAGGACUUCGGUGAGAGUAUGGGCCCCUUCGACGGACCCGUGAACAACAACUACUGAAAUGCCAUCCAGAACAGAACAGAACAGAACAACGUCUAACAAAAUUAGCUACUCAAUUCAGUGACAUUAUUAUUAUCUAGUACGAAGUAAUAUUUGUAUAGCACUAUUAUUAUUAUUUUUAUUUACGAAAAUUGAAUAGGCGCUUUAAAUUGUUUUACUUAUUGAACCGGCCAAGAUUAUAUAUAUGUUUAUAUAUA
This is a messenger RNA of Drosophila ficusphila, 1625 nucleotides long. It is a transcript of the gene cv, whose product is annotated as protein twisted gastrulation. The coding region runs from base 655 to 1428 and encodes 257 amino acids. Lineage: Eukaryota; Metazoa; Arthropoda; Insecta; Diptera; Drosophilidae. Gene Ontology annotation, biological process: regulation of BMP signaling pathway. The record is from RefSeq and is a predicted model, not a curated record. The transcript is spliced from 4 exons.